AUGAUGUCGCAAGAUGAUCUGAAUGCGCUCCUUCACAGGAUGCGGCAACAGAUCGCAGAUCUUACCGUUCAGCUGGCAGAGGUGCAAACCAACCCUGCAUCAGUUGAACGAAAGUUCAACAAGAAGGUCGAGAUUGUCGCUGACCCCGGCAGUUUCGACGGAGACAGAGCAAGAUUCGCCGAGUGGUGGAUCAAGCUCCAAAUAUGGGUGAAGGCAAAUUACAAAGCCUUCGAAGAUGAUUUCGAGUUAUCGACUGCAGUAUUGUCGAGACUCAAGGGACCUGUGGCGGGUCGAUACACCCAAGUACAGUUACAAGAAUGCUACCAGUCGGGCAACUGGCCAGCAUGGGACGAUCUCAAAAACGAGAUCGAAAAAUAUUUUAAGCCCCAGGCCGAACGCGACUGGGCGCGCCAGCAGAUCCGUUCCUUUACUCAAGGAAACAUGAGGACGGACAACUUUGUUACCCGGUUCCUGGCUCUUUCCAUUCAGGGAGGGCUCGGGAACGAACAUGCAGUAGAAUUGUUGGAGCAAAACGUAGCUCCAGCAAUUGCCCAACAGCUCUACUUGCAAGGGCGACGAGAAGACGAGCUGGCGAACGCAGCAGAAGCCGUUCGGGAUAUCGGUAGAGCUCAGGAGCUCUAUCAGAUGCAAUUCUGUGGCAGGUCCACCAACACAAACAACCAACCCCAGAGGCGCCCUGGGUUACCAAACCAAAAACAAAAUUCUUACGGGUUCAAGCCUUACGGGCUACAGCCAGGUAGAGGAGCUCCAAUGGAGAUCGGCGCGGUCCAAGGAGGACAGACGCGCAGAUUCAAGGGCUCUUGCUACAGCUGUGGCAAGGAGGGACACAUGUCCCGAGACUGUAGAACCGGAGUGCAGGCCGCUCAAAACAAAAACAACCAAGGGCGCCAGGCGCGCCAACUUGAAACAGAAAAACCAGACGAUCGGCUCAAUUCAUUGACCGGUCGUUCGUACAACGAAAUUCGUGCUUUCUUCUAUGAUCAGCAGGCUGCUGAGAUGAAGGCACAGGGAAAAGAGUUCGGAGCUUAG
Molecule: messenger RNA, 1050 nt
Organism: Serpula lacrymans var. lacrymans S7.9
Lineage: Eukaryota; Fungi; Basidiomycota; Agaricomycetes; Boletales; Serpulaceae
Exons: 1
Coding region: 1-1050 (349 amino acids)
Molecular function (GO): zinc ion binding; nucleic acid binding
Source: RefSeq, a predicted model, not a curated record